AUGAAUGAAGAAAUAAUUAAACAUGAUGAUAAUUCUACAUCAAAUUUUUUAACACGUACAACUAUACGAGAAGCAAAUCAUCAUUUACAAAUGUUACAUAAACAUAAUCAAGAAUUAGAACAAUUAGUUAAUAAACAAAAAGAAGAAUUAAAACAAAAAGAUUUAAUUUAUAUGGAUUUAUUUAAAGCAAAUCAAUUAUUAGAAAAACAUUGUCAACAAUUACAAAUAAUACUUGAUGAUCGAACUCGACGUUUACAAAUUUAUGAAAGAAAAGAUAGAUUAUUUCGAGAAACACUUGAAUUAAAACCAGCUAUUGAAUCAUUAUUAGAUGUAUUAAAUACAUUCGAAAAAGAAGAUACUAUUUUAUCAUCAAUUUCAAUUCAAACUCUACCAACAUUAAAUCAAAAGAAAAAUAUGAAUAUUGUCCAUAAGACAGAUGCUGUUUAA
Molecule: messenger RNA, 447 nt
Organism: Rotaria sp. Silwood1
Lineage: Eukaryota; Metazoa; Rotifera; Eurotatoria; Philodinida; Philodinidae
Source: the annotation of a GenBank genome assembly